Molecule: messenger RNA, 1229 nt
Organism: Cynara cardunculus var. scolymus (artichoke)
Lineage: Eukaryota; Viridiplantae; Streptophyta; Magnoliopsida; Asterales; Asteraceae
Product: protein FIP1-like
Exons: 11
Coding region: 197-1081 (294 amino acids)
Cellular component (GO): lysosomal membrane; late endosome
Source: RefSeq, a predicted model, not a curated record
ACCAAUUUUAUGCGGCAAUAUGGUGAAUUGGGGAUUUUUAACCCGACGAAAGUCCGGUUGAUUUGGUGAUGAUUCUGAUCUGGGGUUUGUUUGCAUGUGGCGAUCAACUCACUGGUURUCGGUCUUUUAACUGAAAACACUGCAUCAUUUACUGCAACACAACUGAAAUCUCGAAACCCUAUAGUUUCCAAAGAUCAUGUCUUCGGACCGACACGCUGCUUCCCGCSCUGCAUCUCCAGAUGACAAUUAUCUAUUCCUUGAUAUAUCGAAUGAAGCUCCUUUAUAUGGGCAGCGGAAACAUACAAGCAUCAUUGGUAGCAUUUUGUACUGUCUACUCUUGUCAGGUUAUGCUACAUUGGCUGUGGGAGCUCCAUGGGUGUUCCAGUCUAAGCAAUACUUGAUAUUAAAGUUACUCUCCACCUGUGAUGUUGCUUUAUUGAUUAUCACUGGCAUCUUCCAGCAAUAUAUGGUUUAUCAAGUCCAGAAAAUAAGAUUGCAGGGUUACUAUAUUUUCAGUCAAAAGAUGAAGCAUAUUAUUCGCCUACCCUUUGCCAGUAUGUCAUAUGGCACCGGGGUGAUGCUACUUAUCAUGGUUUGGGAGCCAUAUAUAAGAAUUCUUCCAAUUCCUAUGAUUCUCAGGAUUAUCAUGGUGGUUGAAGCCAUCUUUGCUGCCUCUUUCAUGAGUAUCUAUAUUGGUAAUGUACACCAGUACAAUACAUUGGAAUCACAGCCAGAUGUUCUGAAAUCCUUGUAUUCUCCCCUUCAACCACCAAGCUCUCUGGAAGCAUUAAGGUAUCACGAUGGCGGCCGGCUCUCUGAUCAGCAAAUGGCUUUGCUACAAUAUCAAAGAGACAAUCUUAACUUUCUGAGCGAGGAGAUUCUUAGGUUGCAAGAAUGCUUAAGCAAAUUCGAAAGGUCUGGUGACGGGACAGCACCUCAGGUCGAUCUUGCUCAUCUAUUAGCAGCUCGUGAUCAGGAGCUACGAACACUUUCAGCKGAGGUAAUACGGAUGUCUCGUUCUAUCUUCAUCCCUAGUCCAUAUCAAGUAAAUGCAUAUGAAAGUCUUGGAAGAAAGAUAUGAAAUUCAUUUUCUUUCUGCCUGUGAAUGCCAAAUGAUCAGAAAAUUAACCUGCAAAAAAGUAGAUGCAUUGUAAAUCCUAGCAAUCAGGCUAUCACRUCACCUUUUCAAGAUAAACCAAAGGAACCCAGUUAAUCCUCUAAGGGGCUGU